Bipolaris sorokiniana ND90Pr is the source of this 1326-nucleotide messenger RNA. RefSeq lists its product as uncharacterized. Lineage: Eukaryota; Fungi; Ascomycota; Dothideomycetes; Pleosporales; Pleosporaceae. The record is from RefSeq and is a predicted model, not a curated record. The transcript has 4 exons. The coding region runs from base 1 to 1296 and encodes 431 amino acids.
AUGGCGCUAAACCUUACAUCUUUAGAUCCUAGAAACCUCGAGUGGGUUGCUCCUCGUGACAAGCAGAUAGCUGAGUUACGAGAACUACAGAAAGGAUUUGAAGCUGCGAAAGCUAAGUUCUUCAAGAAAAUCGAGAAGAAGCGAGAAAAUCUCAUUGCUACGCAUCAACGUGAGAAGGACGUCUUUUUGAACAAGGAGCAGGCAAACAGCCCAGGAGCUGCGCUGCUAAAGAAAAGUGGUGAUAGAGCUAGGCAAACACUGGCGUUCACCUCCAAGGCUUCAACAUACACAAGCACGCCUCAGGCAUGCCCAGUUAAGCAGACUCCUCCAUUCAUCUAUCUUUGCUCUGAUGACGAUGAGCCGGUCUUUCUAGAACAGAGGACCGCACUAGCAUCAUCACCUACUCCAGCACUGUUAAGAGACAGCUCUAAGGCAUCUAAGUGUUCAGCAGAAACCUCAAAGCCUAGGCGUGGAGAAAACGUGCUGCCACAGUCACCGCAUAACUUAGAAGAGCAACAGGGAGCUCGGAACGCUACUCUAAACAAUACGGAUGUUCCAACAGAUCCAACAGAAUGUAACACAACUCUACCACCACAAAGGGAUGUUGAGAUGCCAGAUAGAGAUAGGCCUCCAGCAGAGGCUGCUCAAGGCAAGUCACGACUUAUUUCAGGCACUUCUUUACCACCAUGCAUCACCUCUAGAGCGCGAAAGUCAAAUAUCCCAGGCAACGCCUUCAAGAGACCUUUUGAUCCAGCUAUACGUAAAUCUCUCACCCAACAUAACAGCAAUUUUCUAGCGAGCUCCCAGGUGCCGACAUCUAGCGCAUACCACUCAGAUACUACACCAAGUCCGUGUGUUAUCUCGGUCGCUUCUCAGACAAACGAUUUACGUUCCUAUUUCGCCAAGAGGGGCAAGAGAAAAGUAAUUGACAUCAGUAGUGACGAAGCUGGUGACGAAGAUGGUGAUGACGGCCCAUCUUUUAACGAUGAGUGGGCAGAAGAAGAAGAAAAUCAGAGAACAAGAACUAACAGAGCAAAAUGCAUGCCUUCUUUGGUUUCUACCGCUACAAGUGGGCUAUCUCUUCCCACUCCAGCGGCCGCAUCACUUUACUCCAACCGAAAGGCUAAGCUUGACGCGAUCGAGAAGAUAGCACAGAUUAGUCAACAAAGCACAGAGUCCUUCACUAGAGAGGACGUUGAUAUGUUAGCGAACGACUCAGACGAUGAGAGCGUCAGGGCUCCUGGGCGGCGCCGGAUUGUCAAAGCUACAGUAGAGGAGAAUGACAUGAGCCCAUGACAUUUGGCGUCAGACUCCAGCAAACACAAA